Messenger RNA from Engraulis encrasicolus (European anchovy), 522 nucleotides. Its product is annotated as protein ripply2-like. Gene Ontology annotation, cellular component: nucleus. The record is from RefSeq and is a predicted model, not a curated record. Gene Ontology annotation, biological process: negative regulation of transcription by RNA polymerase II; embryonic pattern specification. The coding region runs from base 111 to 359 and encodes 82 amino acids. The transcript is spliced from 3 exons. Lineage: Eukaryota; Metazoa; Chordata; Actinopteri; Clupeiformes; Engraulidae.
UGGAACAUUACUGCAAAAGCGGAGAUUCGGAGGCUACCACUAGAAGCUCCUGUGUAGGACUGGCGAGAAGCCCUUUUUGGAGACCAUGGUCAAGGGAACAGCAUAGGCCUAUGCGAAAGAAGGGACCGUUUUCAAUGGACAGCAAGAUGCUUUCUAAAUUCAACAAGAAACCCAGCGGACUCGUCCAUCCUGUUAAGUUGUUCUGGCCAAAGUCACGUUGCUUCGACUAUCUGUAUCAGGAUGCCGAGGCGCUGCUGCGUAACUACCCCGUCCAGGCCACCAUCUGCCCUUACGCAGACUCCAGUGACGAGGACGAGCCAGAUGACACAGACGAGGAGGACGACAAGGAAGCGAACUGAUGAUAAAGGAUCAGCAUAUGAUCAUAACGUGAUCAUACACUGACCACAACUGCAGAAUGCAACGCAGAUUGCAGAGCUACUAUAUUUAUUUUUCUAAUUUAUUUCUCUGUACAAAGUGUAUAUAGGAAUCGCCAUAUUGAAAGGUGGCCACAUUUCGUUUAAU